This is a messenger RNA of Acanthamoeba castellanii str. Neff, 4431 nucleotides long. RefSeq lists its product as uncharacterized. NCBI's taxonomy places the organism in Eukaryota, Discosea, Longamoebia, Acanthamoebidae. The record is from RefSeq and is a predicted model, not a curated record. The annotation marks the transcript as partial. The transcript has 8 exons.
GCUGACCAGCCUCACGGCGCAGCCCGACCGCGACCGGCCCUUCGUCGUCAACGCGUGGGCAACCUGUACGGCCUGGGCUACCGCGUGGGCAAGUCGAUCAAGGUGCGCUUCGAGAGCGUGCCGGAGCUCAUCGCCGUCAUCAACGCGCCGCCCACGCACUUUGACAUCGUCGACGGCAAGGAGGUGGUGGUCAACCCGCGCACCUUCAACGGCUACGGCUCCUCCACGCGCCUCUCCAACGCCGAGGGCGUCGCAUCGUCCUUCACGAUCUCGCGCGACCUCGUCCACACCACAGCCACCUCCGUAGAUGCGAGCGCAAGGGCCAAGGUGGUGGCUGUGGUGGCCAACGCGGGAGUUCAAUUUGAGGAGAUGAAGAAGCGGGCCAACGAGCUGGGCCAGUCGACGGUGGAGCAGAUCUCGGUGUCGCGCGAGCUGGUGGCAUCGGGCGACGACGUGGUGUUGUACAUGUCGACCACGCGCGACCUGUGGAAGCUCCCCAUCGUGGACCAGAACGGCGCGCAGGUCGGGUCGCUGGACAUCUGGGCGUCGUCGAGCUGCGGCGAGGACUGCGUGCAGAAGGGCGACGGGCGCGACCUGUGGUGGUUCACGCCCGACCACGAGCCCUUCAACGUGCUCACCUACUCGUCGCGCGCGCCCGAGGACUUCAACCCGGCCAACCGCAUCAUGGUGGGCGAGAAGGUCACCCUCGGCCCCAACGAGCACCAGAGCUCGAGUAAAGCCGAGACCAAGAUGGGCGGCCAACACAACUCGACCGCGGCCGACAAGAGCCUUUCGGUGGGCGUGAAUAUCAACCAGAACUUGGAGUUCAGGGCCUCGUUCCGUGGGCGUGGCAUGGCUUUCGAUACACCGGACCUCAUCAACAUUAACAUACAAGGCACGGGCGCCGCGGGACACGAGCGACGACGACGAGGCAUCGCAAUUGCGAAGGGCGGCGAUCGAGCGCGACGUGUCGGUGGUGUGCUACGUGGAGCCCAUCAACCCGGAGCACGCCUACCGCGUGCAGCCCUUCGUGUGGAUGGCGCGCGCGCCGGACGGCCGCGAGUACCUCAAGGUGGCCUACACGGCCGAGCCGGGCUACUACCCGGGCGUGUCCACGUGGUGGGAGCGCACCUACAGCAAGCCCGACCCGACGUUCAACCUGCCCUGGUGGUGGACCACGUUCAAGCGCGACCGCACGAUGCUGACCAAGGAGAUGGUGGCCACGCCGGCGGUGCCGCGCGAGGGCGAGGUGGUCGAAGUGGCGGUGACGGUGCGCAACAAAGCGCUCGUGGACGCGCGCAACGUGAAAGUGGCGCUGUGGCGCGGGAGCCCGACAACUGCCUCGACGAGGCGUGCCUGCUCGACGACAACGCCCUCAUCGGAAUCGAGGAGGUGGGGCUGAUCCCGAGCCAGGGCAAGCGCGAGGUGUGGUUCCUGUUCCGCUUCGACGGCGUGCAGAACAUCCACGCGACGAUCGACGACAACGACGAGCUCGACGAGAUGCACGAGGACAACAACCACGCCUACAGCCUCUUGUUCCACGACAUGGCCAACAGCGGCUACACGCUGCAGACCCUGCGGCUCGACCCUGCCAUCGCGGUGAGCCCCGUGGUGGCGAGCGACGGGAGCGGGUUGACGACCGGGUACCACGUGACGGCGACGGUGCUGGGCGACACGUUCACGCGGGCCAACGUGCUCGUGCAGCUGUGGCACGGCGGCGUGGGCGGCACGGGCCGUCUCAUCGGCACGGUGCUGGUGCCGCGCGUGACCGGCUCGACGAACGAGACCAAGAGCUCCGAGGUGUCGAUCUUCUGGGCGACGCGCAACCCGACGCUGUUCGGCAAGCAGGAGCUGCACGCGGUCAUCCUGCACUCGGGCUUCUCGACGGAGGCGGCCAACGUGAUCUCGCACGUGUCGCGCACGGUGAGCGUGGCGUGCUACGGGCGCGUGGACGCGUGCGGGGUGUGCGGGGGCAACAACGGGACGUGCGGCGGGUGCGACGGGGUGGCGCUGUCGGGCAAGACGGUGGACGCGUGCGGCGUGUGCGGCGGCACUGGAUCGACGUGCUGCAUUCCCAAGCCGGCGCAGGCCCAGUGGCACUCUGUGCGCAUCGACCACCACCACAACAGCAACAUCCACAACGGCGACACCAAACGCACCAGCACCAACGGGUCCAGCACCGCUGCUGCCAGCGCCUCGUCGUCGUCAUCGUCGCUGGUGACGUGGGUGCGCGUGGGCGACUUGGUGGUGUGGGAAAACUUGCUCGAUCGCAAGGUGGAGAUCACAGGCGGGGCCUACGACUACAAUGGCGCGCCCGCGGUCGAUCUGUCGCGGUUCAACGGCCAGCCAGACCACGACCGCGACCACGACCAGGUGGACGACCAUGGCCUCGGCGUCUUGCUCGCGCAGUGGAUCAAAGACCUCGUGGAAGUGGCCGUGGAUCCCUCUGGUGGCAGGCACGGACCGGCGCCGGACUCUACAACGAAGCGGGUGACGAGUCCGGUCGGCAACGCUUUCUUCGAGACCCGUUCGACCCGUCGGAAGAGAUCGAACGACGGCAGCCCCACGGACAGCGCUGGUGCGGCGGACACCGACGACGACGGCGACAAGGAGGAGGAGGAGCAGUAUGCCAUGAGCGGCGUCUGCUGCGGCCCGACUGCAGACAAAGACGACCACGAUGACGAUCACAACCGCCGAGUUGCGCGUAGGCAAGCCAACGCGCGGUGGUCGUCCCCGCCCAGUGGGCGCAGCAGCAGCAGCGGCAGCAGGUCGCUGCGCGCGUUGGUGGUGUCGAAGCUCGUGGAGCUGCGGCAGCAGCAGCUGCUCCAGCCCCUGUCGCCAGCGAUCGCCAACUCGACCGGCACACCUAGCCCUCUUCUUCCCGCAGCUGACUGGGCCAUCGCGCGACGGACCGCGGCCAAGCACGCCUCAUCGACGAGCAGUGAAACCCGCUGCCUCUGUCGGGCAAAACGAAACGGGGACGAAACGUCGUCGCUCGGCAUCGGACCGUCAGGGUCGGGGUCGGGGUCGGCUGGCCUGGGCGUCGGGCCGUCGGGGUUGGCUGACCUGGCCGUCAGAGCGGGGUUGGCCGGCCUGGGCGUCGGGCCGUCGGGGUUGGCUGGCCUGGGCGUCGGGCCGUCGGGGUUGGCCGGCCUGGGCGUCGGACCAUCGGGUUCCGCUGGCGUCGGCCGCAAGUUGGCCCAGUCAGCCAUUCGGGCCGCGCUCGGCAUCGAGGGCGGCCCGAAGGACUUUGUGGCGCAGCUCGACACGAUGGACAACCCGGCCAGCCAGGCGCUGACGAUCAUCGAGAAGGCGCCGGGCGCGAUCAGCGCGGUCCUCGACCCCGCGGCGCUUGUGGCCCAGGCCGGCGAAGCUCUCACGGCCAUCGCGUCUAACCCGCUGACACUCCUGGACGCGACCACGUUGCCCGGAGCCCUGGCAGCCAUGCCGGUGCAGUAUUCGCUCAACAAGCUCGACGACAUGCUCAAGAAAUGCCAGGACGAGGCGCCCCAGGGCUGCUCCGCGCAGUGGGUGAUGUCCUCCGCCGGCCGGGUCGGUGUGGGCGUGAUGCGCCACGGCGUAGCAAUGGGCGUCGCCUUCCUCCCGAUGGCCGCGGGCAUGCCCCCGAGCCCCAUGGGCAUCAUAGGCAGCAUCCUACCUUUGAUAAGGGACCUGAUAGCGGGCGUCAGCAUGGGAAUCAAUCGGGUCAACUCGGGAGCGCCAGCUCUGACAGACAGAGCGCCCCUCAGAUUGACGAACGCCAGGUCCACCACCGAGGCCGAGGCGAGCCCCAACAACGAGACAAUGAGCGCUUGGGCCGAUCCGGCACAGCAGCAGCAGCAGCGAGGCCUGCGCAGCCUCAUGGCGGGUUCCAGACCCAGCGGCGGGGCCAAGUACAGCACGACGCUGGUCGACGCGGUGGCCGCACCCGGGAGCGACGGGCGGCGGUGCUGGCGCCGGGGCGGCGAGCGUGCCGCACCGGUUCUUCAGCCCGGGCCUCUACCUGUGGCACGACCAGCGCAACACGGCCAUCCACGGCGUCAUCGUGGUCGAGCCGUCGGACGUCGCCGUCGACGCGUGCGGCGUGUGCGGGGGCGACAACUCGACGUGCACCGAUUGCCUGGGCGUGCCGCACGGCGCGGCCCGGUGGGAUGCGUGCGGCACGUGCUCCGAUCCGACGGCGGCGGGCUACGUGCCCAACCCGGCCAUCGACUGCGCCGGCGUGUGCCAUGGAGAGGCGGUGCUGGACGCGUGCGGGCAGUGCACGGGCGGCACCACGGGCCGGUUGCCGGGCGCGUCGAUGGACUGCAAGGGCGUGUGCGGUGGCUCGGCUCGCGUCGACUGCAAGGGCGUGUGCCGCGACUCGGCCCAGCCGGACUGGCACGAGGGACGGCCGAGCAACGUACUCGACAUCGCCUGCCCACACAAUGA